AUGGACUCACCUCACCAAUCCACGCCCGUACUUCCAGUGACGGCGCGAGAUCACAAUGGUCACAAUCCCGGUUAUCAAACUCCAACCGAGCGAUAUUUUCCGCAAGAAACUGUCCUAUCCCCGCCCACCACUCCCACCCCGCCAACUACACCGACCACGGCGAGACUGCGACCACAAAUUUUACGCCUCACCUCGUAUCUUCGGAGACAGGAUGCGGCCAACGCGACAGGCAAUGGACUUCGUCCUGAUCCAGACAUCCAGCCAAGCCUCGAUGAGCUGCUGCACGUGUCUAGUAGACCACCAAAGUCUGGUGUAGUGACCAUCAAAGAUCGGAUCGCAUGUUACCAAUGGACUUUCUUCACUAUGACAAUGGCCACCGGCGGCAUGGCAAACGUACUCUCAUCCAUACCUUAUCGAGCUGCAUGGCUUGAAGGCUUAGGUCUCGCUUUCGUCAUGUUGAAUUUGAUCCUGUUCAUCAUGAACUGUGUAUUCAUCACCAUGAGGUUUCGCAUGAAGCCGGGAUCCUUUACCAGAUCCUUCACCGACCAAGUCGAGUCUCUGUUCAUCCCUGCAUUUUUUGUAUCUAUUGCUAUCAUUCUCACCAACAUCUGCCAAUACGGUAUACCAAACACGGGUGUGUGGCUGCUUCGACUGAUGGAAGCCCUGUUCUGGAUCUACCUGUCAGUGAGUGUGCUUAGUAGCGCCGCCAUGUACUUGACUCUGUGGUCUACCCAGGUGUUUCCAAUCCACAUGAUGACACCCACUUGGGUCUUCCCGGCGUAUCCCAUGCUCUUGAACGGCACGCUCGCCGCAAGCCUGAUCAGUGGGGCGUACGACACGGGCAACGGCCUUUCCAUCGAUCCACUGGCGGUAGCACUAGGCGGGUUUACCACGCAAGGUACGGGGUGUCUCAUUGCCUUUAUGAUAUCGGCCGCGUUUAUAUACCGCCUAAUGACACAGAAGCUCCCCAGAGAUUUCCAACGUCCUGGUGUGUUCAUCUCUAUCGGGCCGUUUGGCUUUACUGUGAAUGGCAUUGUUCAAUUCGCUAUCCACGCAGACUUCAUCAUCCCCCCAAACUUCCUCGGAGCGGAACACGCCGUGUCCAUCAUCAGGGUCGUCUCCGUCCUAGCCGGCCUCUGGCUCUGGGGCCUCACCUGCUGGUUCUUCCUCGUCUCCGUCGGCUCCCUCUGGAAGUACGUCCGACGCGGCAGCAAGAUGCCCUUCCGCAUGACGUGGUGGAGCUUCGUCUUCCCGAACACGGCCCUCGUCACGGCGACGCAGUCGCUCGCGCGCAUCCUGAAUAACGAGGGCUUGAAGAUUUUCGGCUGUGUCAUGGCGGGGGUGCUGCUUGUUGUGUGGCUUGGGGUGUUUAUUACCAUGUUGAGGUGUUUGAGGAAGAGGGAGCUUUUGUGGCCUAAAGAUGAUAUCUAG
Messenger RNA from Scedosporium apiospermum, 1431 nucleotides. RefSeq lists its product as uncharacterized. The coding region runs from base 1 to 1431 and encodes 476 amino acids. Gene Ontology annotation, biological process: malate transmembrane transport. The record is from RefSeq and is a predicted model, not a curated record. Gene Ontology annotation, cellular component: membrane. Gene Ontology annotation, molecular function: malate transmembrane transporter activity. The transcript has 9 exons. NCBI's taxonomy places the organism in Eukaryota, Fungi, Ascomycota, Sordariomycetes, Microascales, Microascaceae.